Messenger RNA from Micromonas commoda, 1182 nucleotides. RefSeq lists its product with no specific name. The record is from RefSeq and is a predicted model, not a curated record. Bases 1 to 1182 code for a protein of 393 amino acids. NCBI's taxonomy places the organism in Eukaryota, Viridiplantae, Chlorophyta, Mamiellophyceae, Mamiellales, Mamiellaceae. The transcript has a single exon.
AUGGUCGGCCAGCGUCGCAUCGACGCUUGGUGGAUCGCUUUAGCGUUCGUCGCGCUCAUCGGAUCAUCGAUGUGCGCCGCUCUCGCGAUCGCCUCGUCGUCGCUCACGCCCGACUCGGAGCGCCUGCGAAGCCCGCGGCAAUACCUGUCAGCGGCGCUGACGACGGAACCCGCGAGGAGCGUCGGCGGCCUACUCCUGUCGACCGGCGCCUUCGCCUUCCUCCUCGCGGCGCUGGCGCGCAAGCUCGAGCUCGACCUGCGCCGCGUGCAGCUCCCGCGCAAGGAGGCCCCCAUCGGCGUGGCGCCCACCGUGUGCGACGAUUGGAUCAAGACGGAGAACCUCGCGCUGUGCCUCCACGCCGUCGCAUCCGUCGGGGCGCUGGGCGCGAGCGCAGUGAGCUUUGAGACGCAUCCCCGCGCGCACCGCGCGUCACUGGCCGUCUUCUUCGUCGGCGGGUCGAUGAGCGCGGCGUUACACGCGAUCGUCGACCACGGCCUGGGCAACACGUGCUCGGAACGCGUGCGACGGGCGAGGGCCGUCUUCGCCGGCGUCGCGUUGAUUUUCUCGUCGGCGUUCAUCGUCGAAACUCCCACCUUCGGGUCAGUCGCGUCGGCGCAGCUGGCGUUUGAGUUUGCGCAGCUGGCGUGCGUCGCCGCGCUCUGCGCGCACUACGCGACGUGGGUGAGAUCGUUCCGCUCGUUCACGGUGGUGGCGAGCGCCGAGGACGUGCGCACGGGCAUGUCGCGGGACUCGAGCUGGGCGUGGGGGCUGAGAGACGACGGCGCGUUCAAUGGCGGGGGCGAGAGCGACGACGACGACGGGGAAUACUCCGUCGCGGAGCUCGGCGAGGCGGGCAACAGGAGCAGCGGCGCGUCGUUGGUGUCCAAGAUAUCGGACAUGCUCGGCGGGAGCGGGCGGUCCAGCCCGAAGAGGGAGCGGGGUGACUCCCAACGCGGCCGAGUCGAUCCGUUCACACACACUGGCGCCAACGUCGUCGCGCCGUAUUCGCCGGCGAGGGUGAGCGGUUUGAGGUCGAGCCCGAUGACGCCGGGGGUGCCGCGGGUGGACAGCAGCGACAGGAUCUACCGGCAGCUGCAUGAGCCGUUCAUGCGGGCGCACAUGGAGCACCAGGAGCAGCGGCAAAGCAAUCUGGGCAAGAAGCUACCAACUUUCGUGCCCUGA